Molecule: messenger RNA, 684 nt
Organism: Pestalotiopsis fici W106-1
Lineage: Eukaryota; Fungi; Ascomycota; Sordariomycetes; Amphisphaeriales; Sporocadaceae
Exons: 2
Coding region: 1-684 (227 amino acids)
Cellular component (GO): cytoplasm
Molecular function (GO): 5'-deoxynucleotidase activity
Source: RefSeq, a predicted model, not a curated record
AUGUCCGUCAAUAACGGCCCCGAACAGCCUUGGAGCGUUGCAGGUGCGCUGCAACAACUUGGAAUUACACCCGAGGAAAAAGCCAAUGACUUCCUGCCCUUUUGGCAUAUUCUUGAACGACUCAAAACAACUAAACGUACGGGCUGGAAGCGCCAUGGUAUCAAGGACGGGGAAUCUAUUGCUGAUCAUUCAUGGCGGAUGGCCAUGAUUGCCAUGUUCGCGGCUCCCGCCAAUCUCGACAAACUCAAGUGCAUCCAGAUGUGUCUCGUCCAUGACAUUGCUGAGUCUGUCGUCGGCGACAUCACGCCUGCCGACAAUAUCUCGAAAGAAGAGAAGCAAGGUCGCGAACGUGAAACGGUGGAUUGGAUGGCCCAGGCAUUGCUGUGCAAAGCUGGAGAUGGGCGCCAGGGCGAGGAACUUCGUGGUAUAUGGGAAGAGUUCGAACAAGGAGACACUGCCGAGAGUCGUUUUGUCCAAGAUAUUGACAAAAUCGAGCUCCUCUUGCAGAUGGUCGAAUAUGAGGGCCGAAGUGCUCAAGAUCUAAGCCAGUUUGCAUACGUGGCACAGAAGCUUUCAGACAAUAUGAAGCCAUUGGGCGAAAAAAUCUUGGACGAAAGACAAGAUGUACUACCUGCGCCUGAAGAACCGGGAAUGAAAGAGAUGCAAGACAGAUACUACUCAUAG